Messenger RNA from Strongylus vulgaris, 507 nucleotides. Lineage: Eukaryota; Metazoa; Nematoda; Chromadorea; Rhabditida; Strongylidae. The record is from the annotation of a GenBank genome assembly.
AUGGCUGUAGACCGAGAUAACCUCGGGGUUAUCCACUGUGCAGCUAGCCAUGGAUAUCAUGAGACCAUUGAUUUCAUCAUGGACGCUGUCCCAAACUUUUCUGUCGAUCAAAAGGACCGAGCAGGGCAUACCGCUUUGUUCUAUGCGGUUACUUAUGGGCACUAUGAAGUAGCGAAACGACUUCUCGACUAUGGCGCUAAUCCUAAUCACCAGGACCACCGACUACGAACUCCUUCACAUUGUGCAGCAGCAAAAGGACAAAUGCGCAUGCUCAAACUACUCAAACAGUACAACGCUACUUUUGAAAUUCAGAACUAUCGCGGUGACUUGCCCGUACAUGAAGCUGUACAAUCAGGGAGUAAAGAUGUUGUCGAGUGGUUGCUGGCGUUACAACCAUCAUCCAUAAAUGCUGCUAGCCAUGAAGGACGGACAUGCCUUCACCUGGCCGCUGCACAAGGGAAUUUAGAGAUGGUAAUACUGCUCUGUACCAAAGGUUGCUAUGCGGAU